This is a messenger RNA of Rhea pennata, 4762 nucleotides long. RefSeq names its product tetratricopeptide repeat domain 21B (gene TTC21B). Gene Ontology annotation, biological process: intraciliary retrograde transport; protein localization to cilium. The record is from RefSeq and is a predicted model, not a curated record. Gene Ontology annotation, molecular function: protein binding. Gene Ontology annotation, cellular component: intraciliary transport particle A. NCBI's taxonomy places the organism in Eukaryota, Metazoa, Chordata, Aves, Rheiformes, Rheidae. The transcript is spliced from 29 exons. The coding region runs from base 36 to 4022 and encodes 1328 amino acids.
GCCCCGACGACGCGGGGUAGCAACGCGCUGAGGCGAUGGACGCCGCGGGCCAGCAGGCCUUGCUGAACUACUACUGCCAGGAGGGCUACUUCCAGCAUGUGCGCGCCGCGGCGGAGGAGGCGCUGGGGCGGCUGGGCAGCGAUCCGGUGCUCCUCUUCUACCGGGCCUACGGCGCCCUCAGAGCAGGUGAUAUCCAAGAAGGUAUUCGGCAACUGGAGUCUAUUAAAAAUAAACAGGAGGUAUCACUUUGUACAAUGAUGGCUCUAAUUUAUGCUUACAAAAAGAGCCCUAAUCCAGGUGGUAUCACAGAAGACCUGAACAAAACCUUUUCAGAUCGAGAUGCUAUUCUAGAAUUGGAUGCAAAAAUGAAGGAGCAACGUAAAACUGCUGGACAACAAGCUCUGUACUACGCAGGCUUAUUUUUGUGGCAUCUUGGUCGUGAGGACAAAGCGCGUGAAUAUGUUGACAGAAUGAUCAGAGUUUCUAAUGGUGGUAAAGAGGGAUUGAUUCUAAAAGCUUGGCUUGAUCUCACCUGUGGGAAAGAAACUCAUAUUAAAAAAGCUGUGAAGUACUUUGAUGAAGCACUGCAGGAAGGAAAUGAUGUUUUUGCUCUGCUUGGUAAAGCACAGUACUUUGAGAUCCGCCAGAAUUAUUCAGGAGCUCUGGAAACUGUGAACCAGAUAAUUGCAAACUUUCCAAACUUCCUUCCUGCUUUCAUAAAGAAAAUGAAGCUACAACUAGCCUUGCAAGACUGGGAACAGGCAGUUGAAACAGCACAUAGACUGUUGCAGAAAGAUACUCUCAAUAUAGAAGCCCUAAGAAUGGAGGCCCUGCAUUAUCUGUGUAGGGAAGGAAAUAUAUCUGAGGCUUCAGGAAGACUGGGAGAUCUAAUUGAUGCACUGAACAGAUUGGAACCACAUAAUCCUCAGCUCUGUUGUAAAAUGGCUUUAGCCUUCAGUAGAACAUGUGGCCGCAACCAACUCAUCCUUCAACAUACACAAACCUUAGUUGAGAGAGCAUUUGAUUUGGCAUCUGAUAAUGCAGAAUUGGCUACUGAACUUGGCUACCAAAUGAUUUUACAAGGGAAAGUCAAAGAAGCUUUAAAAUGGUACAAGACUGCUAUGACACUUGAUGAAACAAGCGUUUCUGCAUUAACUGGAAUUAUUCGCUGUCAGCUAACACAGGAGCAGUUAGAAGACGCAGAGCAGCAGUUGGAAUUUCUUAAUGAAAUUCAACAAUCCAUUGGGAAAUCUGGGGAAUUAUCUUUCUUGCGUGCAGUCUUAGCUAUGAAAAAACAUAAGAGACAAGAGGAAGUUAUUCCCUUAUUGAAUGAUGUUCUGGAUACUCACUUCUCGUCUUUGCAUGGUUUUCCUCUUGGUGUGGAGUAUUUUGAAAAAUUAAAUCCCGAUUUCUUGCUAGAAAUUAUUACGGAAUAUCUUAACUUUUGCCCAGCACAGCCUGCAAGUUCUGGGCAGUCGCCUUCACCACUUCUCAAGCAUUGUGCCUCUGUUCUUGAAACUGUGAUAAGAACUGUGCCAGGUCUUCAGCAAGCUGUCUUUUUAAUUGCAAAGGUGAAAUACUUGUCAGGAGAGAUUGAAGCCGCCCAUAAUAAUCUACGUCACUGCCUUGAAAGGAAUCCUUCUUAUGCAGAUGCACACCUACUGAUGGCUCAGGUUUAUCUGGCUCAAAAUAAUACUAAACUGUGUUCUCAAUCCCUAGAACUCUGUCUGAGCUACAAUUUUGAGGUGAGAGAACAUCCUGUUUAUCACUUAAUUAAAGCACAAACCCAGAAAAAGAUGGGAGAGCUAUCAGAAGCUAUUAAAACCUUACAAAUGGCAAGGAGUUUACCUGGAAUGAGGAAACCUACAGCUUCCUCAAAAGCCAAAGCAAAAAGAAUUGAAAUUGAUGCCAGUGAUCGUGUGUCUGUCUUUCUAGAACUAGUAGAAGCUCAUCGUUUGAAUGGAGAACCGCAUGAAGCUGCUAUAGUACUGCAAGAUGCUAUUAAUGAAUUUUCUGGAACUCCUGAGGAACUAAGAGUCGUGAUUGCCAAUGCAGACCUGGCACUUGCUCAGGGAGAUGUAGAACAAGCAUUAACUAUGCUCAGAAACAUUACACCUGAACAGCUUUACUUUGUACAAGCUAAAGAAAAAAUGGCAGACAUUUAUCUUCAGUGCAGAAAAGAUAAGAAGUUAUAUGCUGGCUGCUAUAGAGACCUGGUAGAAAAGCUGCCAAGCGCUCAUACCUAUCUCCUUCUUGGUGAUGCAUACAUGAAUAUCCAAGAGCCUGAUGAAGCUAUAGAAGUCUAUGAGCAGGCCUUGAAGAAAAAUCCCAAAGAUCCAGCUUUAGCAAGUAAAAUUGGAAAAGCCCUAAUCAAAACACAUAACUACUCAAAGGCAAUCAGUUACUAUGAGGCUGCAUUGAGAAGUGGUCAACAGAAUUACCUUUGCUAUGAUUUGGCUGAGCUUUUAAUGAAAUUGAAGCAGUAUGAAAAGGCAGAAAAAGUACUUCAGCAAGCUUUAGAUCAUGAGCCUGUUAAUGAAUUGCCUUCUCUGAUGGAAGAUGGACGUUACCAGACUCUUCUGGCAAAAAUUUACAGCAAAAUGGAUAAGAAUGAUGAAGCUAUUGUUUCCUUACAACAGGCUCGGGAAUUACAAGCCAGAGUACUUAAACGGACUCAAAUAGAACAGCUGGAUGCAGUUCCUGCACAGAAACAGUUAGCAGCUGCAAUUUGUGCUGAGAUUGCAAAACUUUCUACAGCCCAGCGAAACUAUGAAAAAGCAAUUAAAUUUUACAAAGAAGCUCUUGUUCACUGUGAAACCGAUAACAAGGCAAUGAUGGAACUUGCACGUUUAUAUCUUGCACAAGAUGAUACUGAUGCCUGUCAACACCAGUGUUCAUUGUUACUCAAGAAUGACCAAGAUAACGAGGAAGCUACAAUGAUGAUGGCUGAUAUCAUGUUCAGGAAGCAAGAUUAUGAACAAGCUGUCUUUCAUUUUCAGCAGCUCCUAGAACGCAAGCCAGAUAAUUAUGCAACCCUUUCACGAUUAAUUGAUCUGUUAAGAAGAGCUGGGAAGCUAGAAGAAGUCCCAAAAUUUCUUUUAAUGGCUGAGAAACAUUCUUCCAGAACAAAACUUGAACCAGGCUUUCAGUACUGCAAAGGACUAUAUCUCUGGUAUACAGGUGAACCAAAUGAUGCACUCCGCCAUUUUAAUAAAGCUCGAAAGGACAGUGACUGGGGACAGAAUGCUGCUUAUAACAUGAUUGAAAUUUGUUUGAACCCAGAUAAUGAAACUGUAGGGGGUGAAGUUUUUGAAAAUUUGGAUGCUGACAUAGGUAAUUCAACAGAGAAGCAGGAAUCUGUGCAGUUGGCAGUGAGAACAGCAGAAAAUCUUCUCAAAGAACUCAAGCCACAGACUGUUCAGGGUCACAUUCAGUUGCGAAUCAUGGAAAAUUACUGUCUCAUGGCAACCAAACAGAAAUCAAAUGUUGAACGAGCCCUGAACACCUUCACUGAAAUUGUAGUGGCUGAGAAGGAUCAUAUACCAGCACUUUUGGGAAUGGCCACAGCCUACAUGAUCUUAAAACAAACUCCACGAGCCAGAAAUCAGUUGAAACGAAUUUCAAAAAUGAAUUGGAAUCCCAUUGAUGCAGAGGAGUUUGAAAAGAGUUGGCUUUUGCUUGCUGAUAUAUAUAUCCAAUCUGCAAAAUAUGAUAUGGCAGGUGAUUUAUUAAAACGAUGCCUUCGUCAUAACAGGUCAUGUUGCAAAGCAUAUGAAUACAUGGGAUACAUAAUGGAAAAAGAACAAGCAUAUAGGGAUGCAGCAAUAAAUUAUGAAAUGGCCUGGAAAUAUGGGAACCAAACAAAUCCAACAAUAGGAUACAAGCUUGCUUUUAAUUACCUGAAAGGAAAGAGAUACGUUGAUGCAAUUGAUGUUUGUCAUAAGAUCCUUGAAGCACACCCAAACUAUCCAAAGAUCAGAAAGGAAAUACUUGACAAGGCCCGUGCAUCAUUAAGAAAUUGAAUUUUGUUCGUGUGGCUCACUGAUUUGUGUGUAUGUGUUUAAUCUGACUUUGGAGAUUAUGAAUUAGAUACUGUAGUGACAAAAGGCAUAUUAGCACAAGAGAGUUGGAAAUAUGAAGAAUUUAAAUUGUAUUAGAGAUCUAGAUUAUUUUCAAGAAAGAAAAAAUCUGCAGCCCUGAGAGGAAUUUUAUUUGUUUUUUAUUCAGCAAAGGAGUCUUUUUAUACACAAGGAUUUACUAUAUUAAUAUCAAAAAGUAUGUUCAUUAUAAUUUUUGAAGUUAGGAAUCUAGAUGACAAUUGUGGAUAUUUUUGAUGUUUCAAUAGAUAGUAUAUUUAUGCACAAAUAACGAGAUCUGUAAUACUCUUACAAGUGGCAGAGGUAAUAUGUCAUCCAAAACUAAAAAUAACAAAUGUGAAAGCCAUGAACAUCUCUACAGAAUACUGCCUAAAUGUAUUUUAGACAAAAUAAUUCACCCACAGUUAGGGCAUUAGUGUAGAUUCUCUGUCUUCAUUUAUUAAGAUGCUGAAUUUCCAUCCUAGCAAAUCAUUUAUUUGGAAUAACAAUGUGAUCUUUAUAUUAUUACUUCGAGUAUAUUUCCAAAUUGUGUGUGUGUGUAGUGGGUUUUUUUAACAUAUUUUUAAGGAUGCUUUAUUUUUUUUAAUGUUAAAAUCAGUAAUCGUUGUCUCAAACCUACUUUUUUAAAGAAAACCUAGUGUUAAAAUUCUCUUGUAAACUUUCAG